Messenger RNA from Cantharellus anzutake, 2337 nucleotides. Its product is annotated as pseudouridine synthase. Gene Ontology annotation, molecular function: RNA binding; pseudouridine synthase activity. The record is from RefSeq and is a predicted model, not a curated record. Gene Ontology annotation, cellular component: nucleus. Bases 1 to 2337 code for a protein of 778 amino acids. NCBI's taxonomy places the organism in Eukaryota, Fungi, Basidiomycota, Agaricomycetes, Cantharellales, Hydnaceae. Gene Ontology annotation, biological process: pseudouridine synthesis. The transcript is spliced from 16 exons.
AUGGACACCGCUACUAAUAGCGACUAUGGUGGCGCCAAGCGGAGGGAUGGAGAGUAUGAGAGGGAAGCGGAACCUUCUCUCAAACGUGCAAGGGUAGAAAAGAUCCCAGAAGUCCUUAGUACGAUCGAGCCCUCAGCUCCCGAUGCUGAGGAUGUCUCCAUGGGUGAAGAUCCAAAGGAGUUCAAUGGGGAGAAACCCAUCACCAGUUCGAAAAUGGGGGAAUAUGGCACCGAGGACCUCUUGCCUCCAGAUGUCCCUGCCUUUACUGGAAUAAUUAAGCAGAGAUUUACAGAUUUCUUGGUAUAUGAAAUCAAUCUCCAAAAUGAGGUCGUACGUCUCAAGUGCAUAGAGAAGCCCGAAUCCACUUCAGAUCAGCCACAACCGAGGAUCGAUGAAGCAACCCACCCAACCACUACCCCAUUCGUCACCACCGAGGCAACCACCACAAAAGAAGAGCGAUCUCUCAAUGUCCAUAAAAAUCUCCCUGAAAAGGCGGAAGCACUGGAGGAACCAUGGCCAAGCCAUUUUGACGAAAAGCUUUUACCUCUACUUCCAUUAUCCACAAUUCAGAGGCUCAAAGAAAUGUUUCUCCAAGGCCCUACGCCUUCGGUCCCUCCUAGCUCUGAAUCGACGUUGGGGAAUUCAUCAGGUGUCCUGGAAAUCGUCGGUACUCCUGCUGCCCCUCAAGACUCAACAACACCGAUUUCAGUCCCCGAGACUUCAGCAUCAAUGCAUCCAAAUGGGAAGAAAGGGGCUCGCGGGAAGGGGAAAGAUCGAGGUCGUAGUCGAAGCAGCAGAGGACGUGUGGAGCGAGAAAAAAGGCGAAGCGACAGUCGCUCGGUUCUAUCAGAGCCUAUCCAAAGCAAAACAGACAGAACUGCUUUUCAUCAAAUUAUUCGCGACGGGGGAUCCGGAACCAGGGGAGACGGCCCAGGAUCAGAAUUAAAUGGAACCACCGCGGCGCUGGGAAGGAGCACUCGCGAUGUGAAUAAGCCUCAAAUCCCUCCUUUUAUCCAUUUCACAUUACACAAAGCCAAUCGAGAUACACAAGAUGCUCUGGGCCACAUAUCUCGACCUGGGUGUCGCGGGACUAAGGACAAGCGAGGCGUUACAACACAGCGCGUGAACGUCUGGAAAAUGGUGAAUAAUGUUCCUGGAAGGAGAACUGCUGAGGAAGCUGUCAAGGCCAGAGGGGAGCGUGGUGUUAGGAUUGGCGAUCUUGAGUACAGAAAAGCUGGCCUCGAACUCGGGAUGCUGGAAGGCAACAAGUUCGUGAUCACACUAAGGAAUGUCAAGGCCGAGUCCGAGGAUUCACUAAAUAGAUCAAUGGAAGUUAUAAAGCAGAAAGGCUUUAUUAACUAUUAUGGCAUGCAACGUUUUGGCACGUCUUCGGUACCAACACACUCGAUUGGACUUGCGUUACUGCAGUCGAACUGGAAGAGAGCCAUCGACUUGAUUCUUCGACCACGUCCAGAUCAUCAGAAUCUCGAAGGGGCUUUAUCACUGAUGCCCCGAAGAGCGGUGGCGGAGAGGAGCAUUCUCGAAGCUUUUCAGAAGAACUUCGGUUUGGCUACAGACCUACAGGGUGCACUGAGUGCGAUCCCGAAGAAUUUGCGUCUUAUGUACGUGCAUGCGUACCAGUCGUACGUAUGGAAUGCCAUCGUGUCAGAGCGCAUCCGGAAAUAUGGAUGUGAUGGCCCAGUAAUCGGUGACCUGGUUUUGACAAAUCCCCAGCGAAAUCGCAGAGAACUCGAAAAGAGGCUGAAGCAGAUGCUGGUAAACCGUCCCCCUGACUUGGCAAUUCAAUUCACACACGCUGAUUUACAUGCCAGGGAUGAUACUGGAGGUUCAGCAAGGCGCUCAAAAUCCCACAACGCCAAGGUUCUCACAGAGGAAGAUCUGCCACACUACACCAUAUACGAUGUUAUUAUGCCUCUUCCAGGAUCUGAUGUUGCAUACCCUGGGGGCGAAUUGGGCGAAAAAUAUAAAGCUUUUAUGCGCGCUGAUGGACUUGACCCUCACAAUUUGAUCCAUAAAAGAAGGGAGUAUUCACUUUCUGGCUCAUAUCGGAAGAUCAUGUAUCUUCCCGCGAAGUUUCCUGAUCCUGAGGUCCCUCUUGCCCAGUCGGACGAGGAUAAGAUAUUAUGUUUUGAGUCUCCAGCAUCCCAUCCGGACGGAAAAUUCGUCGCUCUUCAGAUUGAGCUAGAAUUGGGCUCCUCUGUUUAUGCGACAAUGGCCCUGCGCGAGGUUACGAAGACUGAAACAAGCGCUCAUUAUCAAACUGCAUUGACUCAGUCUUCUGAAGACCAAGGUCAUCGGGGGGCGGCGCUAUCAUGA